GUGCCAGUGUCUUUUUAGCGCGCAACGUGACAUGACUUUAGACCAUUGUAGUUUGCCGACUGUUUUUUUGUUUUUUUUACCAUUUUUCUAAUAUAACACAGAUAUCAGUUGACUUUCCUAACUUUCUAAAACAUCGUUUCCAGGAUUAUCUUAAUAUCUCUAUAUUUUACCUACCCGCCUCUGGACUUUAAUUGUUUUCGGCAUCUUCCUUUUUGGUACAAAUGGCAAAGUUAAAUACAGGCUUUAAAAGGUGGAGCCUUGAUUGCCAUGACGUAUCAAUAGAAGUAAUGGAAGAUCUCGGAUUAUCUGCAAUGGAUGAUGAUUCAAAUUCUUGUAGCAAUCCUUCAAUUAAAGAAGUGCCAGACCAAAUCCCAGAACCUGCUGUUAAAAGGAAAGAAUGUUCACCAAUUGCACCUUCGUUAGUUACAAUGGAAUUCUCAGAAGAUGACCAGUCUUGUGAUAGCUUUCUGCUAUCAAAGCGAAUGAGAGUAGAAGGACCACCUGGCAUUGAUGGUUUCUCUCGACUGUCAGAUGAAGUCAUACUUAGUGUAUUCAAAUGGCUGCCAAAAUCUACAAUUGCCAAGUGUGCUCAGGUGUCAAAACGAUGGAAAAGAUUGUCCUAUGAUGAAGUUCUAUGGAGGAGGUUAGAUCUGAGUAGCACCUGCCUGAAGCCCACUAUUCUUGGUACUGUUCUUUUAAGAGGGACUCAAGUUUUAAGACUUGCUAAAACUGAGAUUUGUGAUCCAAUAUAUCCUGCCUGUUCUCCCUCUCCUCAAGAAUGCCCAAGUUACCAAAAUCUGCAGUUUUUGGAUUUGAGUAUGUCAUCUAUUUCACCACAAGGCCUCUUUGAAUUAUUUGAGACUUGUAGAAAUCUUAAAAAACUUAGCAUGGAACAUUGUAUUAUUGAUGAAAGAGCAUGCAAGGCACUGAGUAAAAAUGAACAGCUUGAAGUUCUUAAUAUGUCAAUGUGUUAUGGUGUUGGGGUUGUUGAGCUGAAAUGGAUAGUGGAGGGAUGCAAAAAACUUGAGAGUUGGAAUCUAGCUUGGACAGAUUUAAGUACUGAAGCGCUACAGUUGCUCUGCUCGUCAGCACCAAAAACGUUGGAGCGCAUCAACAUAAGUGGCUGUCGGAUGACCCUCAAAGAUGAAAAUGUGCUUUCACUAUGCCAACGAUGCCCAAAGCUAGUAGAAUUGGAUAUCAGCGAUGCAACGGCUGUGACGUCGACUUGUGUGAAUUACAUUCAUGAAAAUUUGACACGGUUAGAAUACUUGGCCAUGGCACGCUGCUACAAUGUGCCACUCUCCGUAUAUCUAGUGUUUCAAAGAAGUGGCCUCUUGUAUCUUGAUAUAUUUGGUCUGUUGACGGAAACGAUGCUUACCACACUUCGGACUAAGCUACCGAACAUCGAAAUCAACAAGUUUUACUUUUCUAGUGUGGCAAGACCCACAAUUGGAAUUCGACGAACCUCCAUUUGGGGGAUAAAAGUCAGGGAGUGAAAUCACAAGUCAUGUUUGUUAUAUACAUUAGGAAUACAUUUUGAUGUAUUCAUAGCUAACAUGUAGAAAAAUUAGAAAAAAUUUAUCAACGACGAAAACACUUCAGUAUCAUUCAA
Molecule: messenger RNA, 1612 nt
Organism: Daphnia magna
Lineage: Eukaryota; Metazoa; Arthropoda; Branchiopoda; Diplostraca; Daphniidae
Gene: Skp2
Product: S-phase kinase-associated protein 2
Exons: 5
Coding region: 222-1496 (424 amino acids)
Biological process (GO): SCF-dependent proteasomal ubiquitin-dependent protein catabolic process
Cellular component (GO): SCF ubiquitin ligase complex
Molecular function (GO): protein binding
Source: RefSeq, a predicted model, not a curated record